Molecule: messenger RNA, 2751 nt
Organism: Onychostoma macrolepis
Lineage: Eukaryota; Metazoa; Chordata; Actinopteri; Cypriniformes; Cyprinidae
Exons: 8
Coding region: 782-1504 (240 amino acids)
Source: RefSeq, a predicted model, not a curated record
AGAAAAAAACGUGGCGGUGGAGGAUACUCUGUUGUUGUUCGUGCCUGUGUUCCCUGGAUUAUCUCUCUGCCUUGCCCUUUUGGAUACUGUUCGCCCAUCAUUGACCUUUGCUUGCCCUAGGAUUACUCUUUGUCUUGUCCCUGCCAUACCUGUUCGCCAUUGCUCAACCCUGCCUCUAUUUAUGACCAUGCCUGUAAAUAAAAGCUUGCACUUGGAUCCGCACGUCUCAUGUCUCGUCAGCCCCGUUACAGAAUACUCGGCCACACAAGGAUCCAGCAGCUUUUCAAACGGACAUUGGCCAGGUAUGGACACAACAAAAAUAUUAUUUGCCAUUAAACAGGGUCCAGAGUCACAGCUGUCCGUCCAGAGUCACAGCUGUCCGUCCAGAGUCACAGCCCGUCAUGGCUGACCAUCCAGAGUCGGGUCACGUCUCCGCUGACCUUCCAGAGUCACGUCACGUCCGGGCUGACACACCCAGAUCAUCAAGGUGUGUCUGGUGCUGAUACAGAUGUGUCGGUGCUGAUCACACAGAUUCAGUCAGUCUACACACUGGUGUUAAAACAAACCAACAAGAAAAGAUUAAAUGGUAUUUUAAUGACACCCGUAUAGCUCAAAUCAAUGGAGAUCUCAGUAAGACCUGUACAGAUGUUCAGUGUAAUAAAGGCACUGAGAGAUUCAGAGACAGACUGAAGCUGGAUCAUCAGACUGGAUCUCUGACCAUCAUGAACAUCAGCACCAUAGACUUUAUGAACUAGAGAUCAUCAGCGAAAGAAUCAGAAUCAUGAAGCACUUCAGUGUUGUUGUAGAUGGUGUUUCUGCUGCUGAUCGAGACAAAAUGAGAAGAAAGUCAGUGAAGGAGAGAGAAUCUGUCACUUUAGAAUCUGGUGAAAUAAACAAAACUAAUCAUUCGAUGGCGUGGUAUUUUAAUGACAUUCGCAUCGCUGAAAUCAUUGAAGAUCCAAGUGAAAUCUGUGCAGAUGAUCAGUGUAAAGAGAGAUUCAGAGACAGACUGAAGCUGGAUCAUCAGACUGGAUCUCUGACCAUCAUGAACACUAGAACCACAGACUCUGGAAUUUAUAAACUACAGAUCAACAGGAUCAGAUUCAGCAUCAUUAAGAGCUUCACUGUUACUGUCACUGGAAUAUAUGCUUCUGUUCCUGUUGCUGUUGUUGUUGUUGUUCUGCUGCUUGUUGCUGCUGCUUCUGCUUCUGCUGUGAUUUACUAUCGCUGGCACCUUGCUAGAAUGACAGACCAUGUGAUGCAGGUCAGUGAUCAGGCUGAAGUGUUCUCCUUGCUUAACCAUUCUAUUGGUGGUGUCGUUUUAAUUAUGGAGGUGGUCCAAUCCAACAUUUUGAUGACAAAAGUUGCAGUUGUGGAAACCGAGUUGUUUGAGCUGUUUGUUUUCAACAAAAGCUAUUUCUGCUGUGAUGAGGAAUUUUUGCGUUCUGCAGAAUUACAAAUCACGCAGAAGACUUUUCCUCUCUUCAGACUGCAGCCCUGCUGAUGGAGAAUCAUGCUGCUACUGAGACGUCACAGUAACAUUAUUAUUAUUUCAUUGAAAAUGAACAUGAAGAGAAGAUUGGAAAUGAGAGAAGAGCAUCAGCUGAAACUCAAAACACUCUACCAAAACAAUACCAUGAUUUCAGCAUUAGGUACCAGUACUGAAAUAUCACCUAAUUCAAACUAGUUUACAGUAUAAUUCAUGAUUAGAACUAUUAUAAUUUAUAAUUCAGUUAUUUAGUGAUUUAAAUAAUACUUUAAAGAAAUGAAUGUAUUUUUAUAUAAUGUAGGUGCUGCUUCAGAUUUGCAAAAAAGGAAGAAAAAAAGUUAGCAGCAAUAGCGCUUGAGGUUUUUCAGUUUAAAGACGGUUCAUUUAGAACUGAAUUUGAAUCAAGUAAUUUAAUACUUAAAGACAAUCAGUUUUUACGGAGUAUCUGCCAUCAGUCAACACUCAGGUGAUUAAUUGAGUCUGUACUACCAAUACUAGUAAUAUUACAGUCUUUAAAGUUUUACUAUUGUUAUUUGACAACACUAGAGAGGAGCAUGCCUCAUGAAAACACCAGUGUGCUGUUAUUCAUAACAUUCAUGUUACUCAAAGCUGGUGUUUUCAGCAGGAAUCAGUUUAUUUGAGUCUGUAAAGCAGUUUAUUUGUUUGUUUGUUUCUGGUGAUGUAGCUUUAUGGUUAAAGAAAGGUUGAAGGUUCAAAUCGUGCAAGAGUUGAUCCAUGAAAUCUCACCAUUGUGUCCUUGAUCAAACUCUGAAACUCAGGAACUGAACCUGUAAUAACUGCACUAAAAAAACACUGUGGAGGAAAACGGCAACAAAAUACCACAUGUUUUUUUUUUAAUUAUUAUUAUAUUUAAUUAGUUUAUGUUCCAUACUUGUUACUAACUGCUGAACAUCUCUUUAUACUUUUACUUAUAUUAAGUAAAAUUAUAUUAAAUCUAUCUUUUGUUCAAAGAGCUCAUUGUCUGCAUACAGAACAUCAGCAGAUCUCUGAUCUAAAUAAGUGAAUCUCAUUAUUUUUAUUAUUUUCUUAUUAAAUAAUUAAAUCUCAGAUCUGAACUCUGAGAUCUGGGGUUCCCAAAUCAAUGGCAGGGUUUAGAAGUGUCAUCAAGAUGCAUUUUAUUGUAAAUAUCCUCUGAAAAGUAAUUCAGUAAUUGUCUGAAUUAAAUUAAUUGUCAUAUAGUUCAAGUAAAAUAAUAGGCCUACAUACUACAUGGUUAGGGUUAGGAUGAGGGUUUGGUUUAG